UAGGGUCGCCUGCCGCGGGGUCGCCGGGCCCGCUCUGCGCCCGUCCCCGCCUCCGGAGCUCCCGUUGUGCUGCGGCCGCCGGAGCUGCGGCGCUCGGGCGUGAGACCGGGAGGGGCCGCCAUGGGGCCGAGAAGCCGCGCGAGAAGGGCGCAGUUCGCCGCUCCGCCGGGAGCCGAGUGGACCUGAGGCAUAAGACGGACAGCGCUUCGCCAGAAAAAAAUUGUUUGGCGCCUUAAAUUGAGUUUUGGCCCAAGCUUCGGGAGUUGCUGACUGGCUGUCUGCUUUCAGCUCGCUUGGCUGAUUAAAAAUAAUAAAAAAGCAGUUCUCUCUUUUUGCCUGUUGCUAUCAGUUUCUGUCUUUGCUAAGAGGUGGUCUCUGCCCAGCCGUGUUGGAAUGCGCAAGGUGUGGGGGUGUAUGCUGUUGUAAAGGCACGUGGAGGAGUCUGGAGCAAUGCCACCACCUUCGGACAUUGUGAAAGUGGCUGUUGAGUGGCCAGGUGCCAAUGCCCAGCUGCUGGAAAUAGAUCAGAAAAGGCCUCUUGCAUCCAUCAUCAAGGAGGUCUGUGAUGGGUGGUCAUUGCCAAACCCUGAAUACUACACCUUGCGGUAUGCUGAUGGUCCUCAGCUGUACAUCACAGAGCAGACUCGCUGUGACAUCAAGAAUGGAACUAUCCUACAGCUGGCAAUCUCCCCGUCUAGGGCAGCUCGCCAGCUGAUGGAGAGGAUCCAGUCGCACAGUAUGGAAGCCCGACUGGAUGCCAUGAAGGAGCUGGCUAAACUUUCAGCAGAUGUGACCUUUGCCACAGAGUUCAUCAACAUGGAAGGGAUUACAGUGCUGACACGGCUUGUGGAGAGCGGGACCAAGCUUCUGUCCCAUUACAGCGAGAUGUUGGCUUUCACCCUGACUGCCUUCUUGGAGCUCAUGGACCAUGGUAUUGUCUCUUGGGACAUGGUCUCAAUAACCUUCAUCAAACAGAUUGCAGGGUAUGUGAGUCAGCCUAUGGUAGAUGUCUCCAUCCUCCAACGAUCCCUAGCCAUUCUAGAAAGCAUGGUGCUAAACAGUCAGACUCUGUAUCAGAAGAUAGCAGAAGAGAUCACCGUGGGGCAGCUCAUUUCUCAUCUGCAAGUCUCAAACCAAGAGAUUCAGACGUAUGCCAUUGCCCUGAUCAAUGCCCUCUUCCUGAAGGCACCUGAGGACAAGAGACAGGACAAGCUGCUUAACCCACUAGACCUGCCCAUCACUGAAAUGGCUAAUGCAUUUGCCCAGAAGCACCUGAGGUCUAUAAUCCUGAAUCAUGUGAUCAGAGGAAACCGCCCGAUUAAAACAGAAAUGGCACAUCAGCUGUACGUGCUACAGGUCCUGACCUUUAAUCUCCUGGAAGAGAGAAUGAUGACCAAGAUGGAUCCCAAUGAUCAGGCACAGAGAGACAUCAUAUUUGAGUUGAGAAGAAUUGCAUUUGAUGCAGAGUCUGACAGCAACACCGUCCCUGGCAGUGGAACAGAAAAACGCAAAGCCAUGUACACCAAGGACUACAAGAUGCUGGGAUUCACUAAUCACAUCAAUCCAGCCAUGGAUUUUACUCAGACUCCUCCAGGAAUGCUGGCUUUGGACAACAUGCUCUACUUGGCCAAAUUUCAUCAGGACACCUAUAUCAGGAUUGUUCUGGAGAACAGCAGUCGAGAAGAUAAGCAUGAGUGUCCCUUUGGGCGCAGUGCCAUUGAGCUUACCAGGAUGCUUUGUGAGAUCCUGCAAGUUGGGGAACUCCCCAACGAAGGCCGGAAUGACUAUCACCCCAUGUUUUUCACACAUGACCGUGCAUUUGAGGAGCUAUUUGCCAUCUGCAUCCAGCUGUUGAACAAGACCUGGAAAGAAAUGAGGGCGACAGCAGAAGAUUUUAAUAAGGUUAUGCAGGUUGUGAGGGAACAGAUCACACGGGCUCUCCCCUCUAAACCAAACUCCUUGGACCAGUUCAAGAGCAAGCUGCGCAGCCUGAGCUAUUCUGAGAUUCUGCGACUACGCCAGUCUGAGAGAAUGAGCCAAGAUGACUUCCAGUCACCACCUAUUGUGGAGCUGAGAGAGAAAAUCCAACCCGAGAUCUUGGAGCUGAUAAAGCAGCAGCGCCUGAACAGGCUUUGUGAGGGAAGUAGCUUUCGAAAAAUUGGAAAUCGGAGAAGACAAGAAAGAUUUUGGUAUUGUCGUCUGGCUCUGAAUCACAAGGUGCUACACUAUGGAGAUCUGGAAGAUAAUGCCCAGGGGGAAGUUACCUUUGAAUCUCUACAGGAAAAAAUUCCAGUUGCAGACAUCAAAGCCAUUGUCACAGGGAAGGAUUGUCCACACAUGAAGGAGAAAAGCGCACUGAAACAGAACAAGGAAGUGUUAGAAUUGGCCUUCUCGAUAUUAUACGAUCCUGAUGAGACCUUGAACUUCAUUGCACCUAAUAAAUAUGAGUACUGUAUCUGGAUCGAUGGGCUUAAUGCUCUCUUGGGGAAGGACAUGUCCAGUGAGCUGACUAAAAGUGACCUGGACACAUUGCUGAGCAUGGAAAUGAAGCUGAGGCUGCUGGACUUGGAGAACAUCCAGAUCCCCGAAGCGCCGCCGCCCAUCCCCAAGGAGCCCAGCAGCUAUGACUUCGUGUACCACUACGGCUGAUGGGGGCUGAGCUGCAGCGGCCGCUCCGGGCAGCCUGGGGCCCGCGGCGAGAGGCCGGCGCCGCUGUUAACUCGCCCGGAGCCGGCGGCGGGCGCCACCGCCUGCGCGCGCUCGGCCGGCCGGCCGGC
Molecule: messenger RNA, 2777 nt
Organism: Gymnogyps californianus (California condor)
Lineage: Eukaryota; Metazoa; Chordata; Aves; Accipitriformes; Cathartidae
Gene: ELMO2
Product: engulfment and cell motility 2
Exons: 22
Coding region: 451-2649 (732 amino acids)
Biological process (GO): cell motility; actin filament organization
Source: RefSeq, a predicted model, not a curated record